Molecule: messenger RNA, 1328 nt
Organism: Scleropages formosus (Asian bonytongue)
Lineage: Eukaryota; Metazoa; Chordata; Actinopteri; Osteoglossiformes; Osteoglossidae
Gene: car15
Product: carbonic anhydrase 15
Exons: 8
Coding region: 158-1123 (321 amino acids)
Cellular component (GO): plasma membrane
Molecular function (GO): carbonate dehydratase activity; zinc ion binding
Source: RefSeq, a predicted model, not a curated record
GCGAGGGGCGGAGCCUCGCGGAUCGGCGCCGGACACGUGAAGAACCACUUUAAAGGCGCCCGCCGUUGGGUACCUGUCUGGCCGGCGCGCGGAGGCGAGGAAACCCGGGUGCGGCAUCUCUGGCUGUCAGCUCCGCGGGAGGUCCGCCAGAAGCUCCAUGUGUCCCACAAGUGCGGCCCCGUCACGCGGCAUCGUCUUCGCGCUGAUCAUGUUCGCGGCCACGUCUUUAGCAGUCGACUACUGUUACGACCAAUAUUACUGCAGCCCCUAUUCGUGGGGAGACGCGUAUCCCUCCUGCCACCCGAUCGUGGGCGCGCAUCACUCCCCCAUAAACCUGGAUGGAAACAUGGCGAGGAACGAUUCGCUGGGGGGGGUUCAUCUCGAAGGCUUCCAGGGGGUCCACGCGGGAGAGUGGCGCCUCAAGAACAACGGCCAUUCGGUGGUGCUGGAGCUGGGAGGCGGGAUGGCAGUGAUGGGGGGAGGACUUCCCGGCACGUAUCAGACCCUGCAGCUGCACUUCCACUGGGGCAGCUCGACCACGAAUGGAUCGGAACACACCCUGGACAGUCGGCGAUAUCCCAUGGAGAUGCACAUUGUCAGCAGGAAAUCCAUUCACCACAACCUGACAUCAGCCCUGCAUGACCCCAGUGGUCUAGCAGUGCUUGGUGUCUUCAUCGAUGUUACAGGUUUGGACAAUGACAAUUUCACAGUAAUCUCCAGUCUUAUUCCUUCCAUAGCCUACAAAGGGAAAACCGUGACGGUGAAACCAUUUCCACUGUUGAACCUCCUGCCGGCACAGAAUUUGUCCCAGUUUUAUCGGUACCACGGAAGCCUGACCACCCCUCCAUGCUCUCAGGCUGUGAUGUGGACCGUGUUUGAGGUCCCCAUCUAUGUGUCCCAGCAACAGAUCAACGCCUUCACCUCAGGGAUCUACCAGUCUGAGGAAGGAGCCAACAAAACCCUGCUGCAGAGAAACUUCAGGCACAUCCACGAGACCUUCAGCCGCGAAGUGCUCGCGUCGCGGGAUGCCACGCUGAUCCCCGUGUCGGCGGUGGCCUCGGCCCGCUCCGCCCUCGCCCUUGUGCUCUUCGCCCUGCUCCUUCUACCUACUUGGCUUCCCUGAUGUUCUCAAGCUUGGUGCUGAACAGGCUCCAGUGGCUUAUGGGUCUGGACUGUGUGUGAAGCUGUGGACUUCAGAGCGCUACUGUAAUGUUCUCUUCAUUAGUAUUCAAUCCCCUGAAAUAUUCCUGCACUUUGGACCUAUGAGUGUUUAUUGUAGAUCUGAUUGUAGAUCAGUUUCCUAGGUCUGCUCUUUAUGGUACCGUCGA